AUGGCCUGGGUGCUGCACGUCUUGGCUUGGGCCGCUUUUGCGAUUCGCCCGCUGUCGAGUUCAGAGAUGGAAGAAGCUCUCGAAAUUGCAUGUUCUAGGGAAGGCCAAAGUCAGGCUCGCUCGAAGCCGAAGAGAGCCCUGUUGUUGACGUUGGAACUUGCCCUCCCAGGCCUCCAGCGAGUGGCUGACCAUGUCGUUUGGGCAGCGCCCGAGCUCUCGUCCUACCUUGAGGGAGCCUGGGCCGACUACUUUGGCGAAGAAGACUUUUUCAGGCCCCAUAGCCUUUCCGGACUUCUGGCGUACGCCACCAAGUACUGGAUCGAGCAUCAGAGGCGGGUGCCAGCUCCCGUAGAGGGCGACGCGGCUGCCGUCGAGAUAACAUUCUCUGCUGUAUUAGAGACAUCGCCCGAGUUCGACGCGGACAGUUUCAUCCGAUACCUCAUCUCCCAACACUGGUCCGCAGACGCUGCUGAGGAAGCAAAAACAAAAUUGCAACCAAGCGCCAUAAAGAGCGCCUUGGCUGUUUAUGCGUUCGAUGCUUGCUACAUAUCAUACCGCAUGGCGAUUCUCCCGAUAAGUGCCCAAGAUGACCUAGACUGGAUACUGUUGGGGAUCGUGGGCGCGACUCUUCCCGAGGACAAGUAUGUCGAGAUCACUGUGAACUCGCCCGGCCUGAUCAACGGCAUCGCGCAGCCCAGCAGGCUCCAGAGAGCUGUGGCAAGCGCCCCCAGCCACUUGCGCAAGCGUCUACUCGCUAGAAUGGAGGAGUUUGGGCCCGGGUUCCUCGAUGAAAACUUUGUUGAGGUGCUCCUGACUGCCAUCUCAUUGGGAAACAGUGAAGCAGUGGCUGAAUUAAUCAGCUCGGCACCGGGCAGCCCUCUCGGUCAUGCUGGGGCGGACGAGCCAGCAGCCCUGGGCUUGGGCUUGGGCACAGCCCUGCAAGUUGCCUGUGAAUUCGGCGACGCGGAGGUUUUUGAAAAGGUGUUGGAUCGCCAAGGUGUUGGAUCGCCAAGGUGCAGAAGCGCUGAAGCUGGAAGCAUCCUACUCCUAGAAUGCCAUCCACGUGCCUGCCAGCAUGGCCGUGAUGCGCUUGUAGGAGCACUAGCAACGAGGUACCGCAACGCUGCUCUGAAUACAGCCGCCUCGGUUGAGCUGAGUCCGUUCCGGGUCGCGUCAGCCCGAGGUCUUCACAAAAUCUCCUCUACUCUCGCGGGGCAAGAAUUCCCAGCCGACGUCGACGGCGGCCAAGGAAGUAUGUCGUCAUUACAGAUCGCGAGCACUGCCGGCUUCUCGGAAACACUGACCAGCCUGUCCCGUCAAAACUCAUGUGGAAUGUCGCUCAAACCGCACCAAAACGCCGCAAUCGUUCUAGCGAUAAAAAGCGGAAGUAACAAAGCUGCUUCGGUCGUCCACAGACGUCUCCGGGUAGCGAUCUUCGACAAAUACGUUGAGCUCAGCCGCCAAGCGCAUGACGCUUCCAACGCUAGAAUUGUCAGUGAAGGCGAAGAGGAUGACGAGGCACAUGCCGAAGAUGCCGACGAUUCAGAUGAUGCAAGCGAUGCCGGCAGAGGCCCGGUAUCAGCCAUGCUCAAGGACGUCGAGAAGAUCAUCAGAGAUGCUCUGCUUGCUAUUGUAGGCACCCGAAGAAUGCCUCUCGACAUGUUCGAUCUCGUCAGCAGCAACCUGGAUGACCCCUCAGAGGCAAAAGACGACCAGAGCCGGACCUUGCUACAUCUCGCGGCAAGAAUGGGCCGUCUCAAGUUGGUCGAGUCGACCGCGAUGCACUACGCCUGCUACCAUGGCCACCACAAGGUGGUCAAGUGCUUCUUGGAAAAAGAUGAAGUACUCUCGCGCAAUCUCGCUGUGCAGAACAAGGAGCUGGCGACGCUGGUGACAGUUGCCGCCAUGGGUGGCCACUUCAAGAUCCUCGAGCAAUUGUUGCCGCGGCUGUCCAUUGAGGAGCUCAAAGCCGAGUUCUCGCGGGCGGCGAAACGGAGUCUCGUUAGCCUAACGGACUCGGUGCUCAAAGCAGCCGUAAAAAUCGACCCGUCAUCCCGGCAGGACUUCGUCCAAGCCAAGGACGAUCAGUCCCUUCCCCCGCUCCACCUCGCCGCUUCCAACGACCAGCCUCGGAUGAUUCAGUUCUUGCUAUUGCAUCACCACAACCACAACAUCAAUGACAAGGGCCCUGACACUGCGACUACACCCCUCGGCCGGGCAGCUCAAAUAUCGGCGGUGGAGUCGAUGCGACUCCUUCUCGACGCGGGCGCGUCGACAGAUGUCUCUGUAAGACGGGGCAGGUCGAUCCUGUCUGAGGCGGUAUUCUGGGAGCGGCCGGCAGUCGUCAAGUUGCUUCUCGAGUACGGGGCGUCUACACGCCUGACGGGCAGCUGGAGCCACUACGGGAGUCUCUUUAGGUUUGGCGUUCUGAACUCUUCCCUGGAAGUCGUUCAAGACAUUCCGACGCCCGAAGAGGCCCUGAGAAUCACCAUUGACGCAAUAAAUGCCAAAAAUUUCAUUCUCGCCUUCAAAAGCCUCAAGCGCAAUUAUCCAAACAAGGUUGGAGAGGUCAUGCAAGAGUGCCGGAACAGUCUCGGGAGCAUGGUGGAGAGCACCGCUCAAUACGGAACUCUCGAAGUUCUUGAGGCCUUGUACGGAAUCGCCAGGGAUUACGUCGACUUCAAUGACACGGGCGGGCCCUACGGCACGGCGCUCCAAGCAGCAGCCCUUGACGAGAGGCCCGUUGGGGCUGAGAAGGUCUGCAAGCUUUUAGCUGGGCUGGACCCCGAAAAGCCCGGAUCGACGGCUGGUGGCGACGUGCCGAAUAGCACGAAAGGACCAACAUGCGGUAAGCUCGAGUUCAUUAAGGCUCUGCUCAAGGAUGUGGAGACUCGGAAGCAGCUCAUUGACAUGCCUGAUGUUGACGGAUGGACCCCGCUUCACUGGGGCUGCCGAUCAAGGAACUUUGACCUCGUCACGUACCUCCUCGAGGCAGGCGCCCAAGCCGAUAUCCCAGCGGCCGUGCCGGAUAAAUGGCUACCCUAUCAUGUCGCUGUUGAAAACGACUGGGGGGAAGAUGUACCACACAGGAUCAAAGCCGCCUACAAAGACAGCAAAUCACCUCCCGUAGAUGAGUCGUCGGUAAAGGAUGGCUCUCCUACCUGCGAAGACUUUGAUCUCUGUGACAAGUGCUGGAGACACGCCGACGUUCUGCACUUUCCAGAUAAUGUCUUCAGCUGA
Messenger RNA from Lasiosphaeria miniovina, 3240 nucleotides. RefSeq lists its product as uncharacterized. The record is from RefSeq and is a predicted model, not a curated record. Lineage: Eukaryota; Fungi; Ascomycota; Sordariomycetes; Sordariales; Lasiosphaeriaceae. Bases 1 to 3240 code for a protein of 1079 amino acids. Gene Ontology annotation, molecular function: protein binding. The transcript has 7 exons.